CAAAUAAUAGAUUUGCAAAAAAGGAAGUGACACUGCUAGAUACAUAUACACAUUUCGUCACUCAAAUCUCACUGUACGUACACCACACAAAUCUCAACCUCGAGUUUCCGGCAAUGUGGAAGCUCCGGUGGCUACUCUUCCUACUUACGGUAUCGUUAACCGCUGCUCAGGGAUCUGGCACCACCAAAACCUCACCCUGGCUAACCUUAAGAGGAGAUCCUCCUUUGGUUGUUGCACGCGGUGGGUUUUCAGGAUUAUUUCCUGACUCAAGUAUCAAUGCCUACAAUUUUGCUUUGAUUACUGGUCUACCUGACACGAUCUUAUGGUGUGAUGUACAAUUGACCAGUGAUAAUGUCGGGAUUUGUCUUCCAUAUCUUAAUAUUGAUAAUGGUACCUUGAUUUCUUCGGUUUAUGAUAAGGGGAACAAAACCUACCUUGUGAAUGGGGUGCCUACGUCAGGAUGGUUUCCGGUUGACUUCUCACUUGAUGACCUAGACAAAGUAUCCUUAGCACAAGGCAUCUUGUCUCGAAGUCCAGUUUUUGACGGAUUAUUUAAAAUACUAACUGUUGGAGAUGUUAUUGGGCAAGUGAAACCACCUGGACUCUGGUUGAACAUUCAGCAUGAUGCAUUUUACAGCCAACACAAUUUGAGUAUGAAAAACUUUGUUAUCAGCACAUCAAGAAAAGCUAUUAUUAACUACAUAUCAUCUCCCGAGGUUAACUUUCUGAGAAGUAUUGUGGCAAGAUUCAAAGCAAGCAAAACCAAACUAGUUUUCCGUUUCCUAGGUCAGGACGAAACCGAGCCGUCAACCAACCAAACAUAUGGUUCUCUGUUGACUAAUUUAACUUUUAUCAAGACAUUUGCUUCUGGGAUUCUUGUUCCAAAAUCGUAUAUAUGGCCUGUGGAUAAGGAUUUCUAUCUGCAACCUUCUACCUCACUGGUGUUAGAUGCUCACAAGGAGGGUCUUGAAAUUUUUGCUUCUGAUUUCAUGAAUGAUGUGUCUUUUGCAUAUAAUUACAGUUAUGACCCUGUGUCAGAGUAUCUCUCUUUCAUUGAGAAUGGAAAGUUCACCGUGGAUGGUGUUCUGUCUGACAACCCCAUUACUCCAUCAUUGGCUUUUGAUUGCUUAUCUAACCUGGGAAAAGCUAAAUCUAAGCAAGCAAAACCACUAAUCAUCACAUAUGAAGGAGCAAGUGGGGACUACCCAGGUUGUACUGAUUUGGCAUAUAGAAAAGCUGUUUCCGAUGGUGCGGAUAUUAUCGACUGCCCUGUUCAAAUUACAAGUGACGGGACACCUAUUUGUUUAGGCUCUAUAAAUCUACUUGAAAGAACAACAGUUGCACAGGCAGAUUUCAACAAUCUUACAUUAACUAUUCCUGAGCUUCAGGCAGGUCCUGGAAUAUAUACAUUCAGCCUCACAUGGAGCCAGAUUCAGAGUUUGAGACCUGCAAUGUUCAACACAUAUAAGAACUAUACUUUGUUGCGGAAUCCGAAAUCCAAAAAUGAUGGAAGGCUUAUGACCUUGUCUGACUUUUUGGACUUUGCAAGUAACGCUACUUCUAUUUCUGGUGUCUUGAUAAAUAUUAAGAAUGCACCAUACCUAGCAGCAAAUCAAGGAAUAAGUGUUGUAGAUGCGGUGAUGGAUGUACUGAAUAAUUCCACUUACAAAAAUAAAAAAACCAAGAAAAUAUUAAUCCAAUCUUCCGACGGCGGGGUUUUGAAACUAUUCAAGGCAAAAAGCAACCGACACGAGCUUGUUUACGAAGUUAAUGAAAAUAUCCGUGAUGCUCUAAAUUCAACAAUCUCUGAAAUCAGUGAGAUGGCUAACUCUGUAGUUGUCGGAAAAGAAUCGAUUUUCCCGAAGAAUGCAGGAUUUCUUGUUGAUCAAACUGAUGUUGUGGCAAAGCUUCAGGCGUUUAAGCUCCCGGUUUACGUACAGCUUAUGAAUAAUGAGUUCAUUUCACAGCCGUGGGAUUUCUUUUCUGACCCGUAUGUUGAAAUAAAUUCGUAUGUUACGGGAGCUAAUGCUGAUGGUGUUGUUACAGAUUAUCCAGCUACUGCAGCCCGAUACAGAAGUAGCCCGUGUUUAGGAUUACCACCAGAUCAGACCCCACCAUACAUGGCACCUGCUCAACCAGGCCAGUUGAUGCAAAUCAUAUCACCGCAAAUGAUGCCGCCAGCUGAGGCCCCCAACCCAAUGUUAACCGUGGCAGAUGCACCUAUUCCGCCCGCUACAAAGAAAUCACCACCGCCAGCUGGUAAUUCAACAUCGCCUCCUAGCGGGCAACCACCUAAAACUGCCGCCAGUGUUCUGCUAUCUUCUCUAGCCACUGCAGUGAUUAUCUUUCUCAUGAUAUGAAAUGACGGUAUCUCAUCUAUGUUUAGUGACGUUUACACGGUUAGUUUGGGUUAGUUAUAAAGAAUGUUUUGAACCAUUUUCGGCUCUGGUUGUUUAGUAUUUUGUAAGUAUUAAUGUUCCUCGUAUGUAAUUUGAGGACUGAACGGUAGAGACUGAGGAACAUAUGUUGUGAAUUCUUUUGUACCUUAACAAUUGGCUUUAUUGCUUUCAGUAUGUAGGUUUAGAUGCAUCUAUUUA
Molecule: messenger RNA, 2597 nt
Organism: Helianthus annuus (common sunflower)
Lineage: Eukaryota; Viridiplantae; Streptophyta; Magnoliopsida; Asterales; Asteraceae
Product: glycerophosphodiester phosphodiesterase GDPDL3
Exons: 9
Coding region: 114-2360 (748 amino acids)
Biological process (GO): lipid metabolic process
Molecular function (GO): glycerophosphodiester phosphodiesterase activity
Source: RefSeq, a predicted model, not a curated record